AUGAAAGAUAUUCAGCUAAUUCAGAAGGAAUUUUGGGAAGCUUAUGAAUCUGAUAAAGUAAAACUUACUUAUUUUUUGGAAAAUAGACAAACUAGAAAUACUCGAGAUGAGAACACGACUUUAAAUAAUUUAUUUUACAAUAUUAUUUCAAAUGGUUUGAAAGGAAUCAAUACUUCUAUUGAGGAAUUAAAUAAUAAGCCAGAGUUUAGUGAAGAUUACAAUGGAGCAUAUAUUUCAGAUGUUCUUAGAGUAUGCAGAUUUUGUUUAGAGUAUCUUAUUUGGUAUGUUGAAGAUAACCAGACCCAAGAGUCUACUAUCUCUUACUCUGAGAAAUGGUCAGAUAUUUACCUUCUAUUAGGUAAUCUAAGUAGAGUUUUGCUACUACAAGGAGAUUUUUGGGAAUGUUUUAAUACACUAGAAAAAUUAGCAAAGUAUAAUAGAAAUAAGGAAGCUGGUAUAGACGAAAUCUCCUUAAGAAUAAAGUGGCUCCUGCUAUAUCUUAAACAAUGGACUAGAUCCGAGUAUAUAGAUAAUUAUUUGCAACUUCCAGAUUAUUGUAUAAACUCAAGAGUUUGUACUAUAUCAUAUAUUGAAGAGCAGUUUAGAAAACGAUAUAUCCUCGGGAAAUUAAAUAAUUACUUAAGUUUUCAAGUUAGUAACUGCAACAAAAUUUCAUUUGAUAUACAAUACAAUGUAUUACUAAACUAUUUAUACGAUUCAGCUGCUGAAAUUUUAAAUAAUAAUAUAUUAUUAUUAAAAGACUUUGAGUGGCAAGAGAAAAGUGAAUAUAUUAACUCUUAUAAUAAAAUACAGACAAUAUGCACAAUUAGGAGAUUAGAAGAAAAGGAACAAGUUAGACGUAUUAUUUACAGAUAUAGUGACUCAGAUGAUACCUUAUUUCUGAACCGACGUUAUAAGAUCAAUAUAGAUAUUGCAGAAUUACAUAAGAAGCUAAAUUUAUCUCUUUGUAAAAAGUGCUCAACAUUAAGAAGAAUUUUAAAGAAUAUAUGUGAAAUAUUCAACGGCUUGCAAACUGUAGAUAGAAAUUCUCAUGAGUGUUCUGAAUAUAUCUCUGUUGGAAGUCUACUUUGUGAUGGUACCUCAAUUAGCAACGAUGGAAUUUGGGAUAAUAGAAUAUUGGAACAUACUUACUCCAAUAUUAAAGAACAAGAUAGAAGACGUACUAGGAGUAGUAGUGGUGUGAAUGCAACUCACUUUAAGCAAAAGGAUGAAGUCAAUGAAAGUUAUUCAGAACUAUCAAGUGAUAAUUUAACUACUUUAGUUCCUAUAUUUGCUAAUAAACAAUACAGACAGUGGUUAUAUUUUAUUCCUUAUUAUUGUAAUUAUUUUUUAUCUCAAAUAGCUGGUAUACCGGGACCAAAUGUAGCUAACAGUAACUAUCAAUCACUGGAGACUUUUGAUAAAUUAAUAAUGUUGAAUUAUAGUAAUUUCCUCGAUAUACCUGCUUCUGGAUUAAGUAAACUAACUACUAUAAGUGAGAAAGUUAUAGAUUAUGCAAAUAAAUAUGGAAUUGAUCUUUCAGUAGCGGACUAUUCAAAAAAUCAAGAUAACUAUUUAGACAUAAGCUAUAGUAGUGAAUUAGAUCUCAUCAACAUAAUUUUAAAAUCAAAUUUAGACGAAAUUAAUUUAGUAUAUCUUUUUAAUAAUUAUAUUCAACCAAGUAUAAUGGAAAAAUUUUUGUAUAUUUUAAAUGUAUACCCAGUAACUAAAUCUAACAUUACAAAUAUUAAGCAUGAGAUAAGUGAAGUAGCCUAUUUAUUGAUUGAAUAUACUAAUAUAUACAAUUAUUUACUUAAGAGUAUUGAAGAAGAGCUGGAAUUCUUACAUAAACUAGAUGACCACUCACAGAAAUUUACAGGUUUAAAUGAUGGCUCAGCCUACUACUACACUAAUGGAGGAUUAACUUUGAAUUUUAAUCACUAUAUUAAAGAAUCAUUAAGAGAGAAAAAUAAAUCAGAACCUAGAUUGAUAAUUUCUCUCAAUGAUUUGUGGGUUAAAUACCCUGAAAUUACAAACUUAUUAUUAUCUAAAUCAACGAUUGGAUUCGAUUAUAUUAGUGUCAUUUAUGGAAUCUGUGAGAGUUCUCUAAUGCUUAUGCAAAUUUCGAAAAUCUUCAAUCUAAAUAUAAAAGACGAUAAUAAUUUUUCAGCAAAUACAGCAAACAUAUUUAGCCAACAGUUUUGGAAAUUGGAAUUUGAAAAUAUUGCCGGUCAUUUGAUGAUGAUUACCCAGUUGACAAAUACCAGUAGUCUCAAAGCUAAAGUACUUUGGUUACUAUCGUUAUAUUAUCUCUUUGAGUCCGAAAUAGUAAAUGUCUCAUUUAAAAAGACAUUUUCAAUAUCUGUAAAUAUUCCGACAAUUCAAGAACUAACUCAAAAACAGGAAAACUUCUUAUGUGCAGCAUUGCAUAUUUCAAGAAUAGUUCAUAAUUUAAUAAUAAAAAAUGAACUUAUGGAAAAUGAAGAAGUAAUUUACAAUAGAUUAGGUUGUAAGAAAUAUGUCAAUGCAUUCUCUAUUAAUAAUUCAAAUAUAAUUAUUGGCGUUAUUGAACGUGAGCUCAGCUUUAGAAGACCAUCUAGUAAUUUAUUUGCCUCUCCUACUUCGUAUUUGUGUUCUAUUCUACACAUACUUAACGAAACAGAUUUAAUAACUUUAUAUGAUUGCAGCACUACUUCUAAAACACUCAGUUCUUUCGAUAGAAUCAACAGGCUACUAACUAAAUUUAACAGUUACUUGCAAGAAGAGGAAAUGUGCAAUAUACAAGGUGAAGAGUUAGUAAUAGCUUUUGAGAUUCUAAUAAAGCUAACAAAUAAAUGUAUAUAUGAUCAUAUUAUUGAUAAAGAAAAUUUUAAUGGUGUCAUCCCAGCUGUAUUUAUUGAUUUUUUAUGGGAAAUCUUACUGUUAUUUGAAACACUAAAAGAUCGUGCAUUUUCAAAUGAUAUUUCAAAUUAUAAAACCAUUUAUAAUGGAAUCAAAUCCUUGAAAGAUAUAUUACACUAUCUUAUUAUCACAGUUGUGACUGGUUUACAUAGGUUGUUUAUGCAUCUUAUACAGACUUACAAGGGUAUGGUAAAUCUUUUAAAAGUCAUGAUGCAAAUUGUUAUACACUUAGUAGAUAUUUAUCAGGAAGUAACAUCAUACUCUUUACAACCACGAUGUAUAAUGUAUUUUAUUCGAUAUUUAUUCUAUCUCGACUUUUCAAUAAAUUUUGAACAGUUAAAUGAGCAAAAUGGUUCACUGAAGUUAUCAACCCCAAAUUUAGAAUCAUCUAAUUCAAAUAAAACUGAUCAAAUUGUUAGAAAAGAUGAGAAUGAAGAUCCAAUUUCUAUAAAUAGCUCUGUAGAUAAAAAAUUGACUGCUUUAUCUAGCACCUAUAAUUUAAUAUUAGAUUUUAUUAUAUUAUAUGGUAUAAUAUAUCGAUUCUCACCAUGUAUUCCUACAUGGAUAAGUGAGAUGAAAUCUUGCAAAGAAUUUUUUUAUGCUAAUAUAAAUAGUGGGGAUAUCCCAAGCGAACUAUUUAAGGAUUCAUUAUAUUUGAACAACUGGAGUAACUUUUAUGAUGAAUGCUCUGAGUAUAUAGAUAAAUACACAAGAUUUUCCUUUACUCAUUGGCCCUUACAUGAUGUUGUAAUUGAUCCAGAAAUAGAAACAGAAUAUUUGGAAGUUUUAGGAUUACUAUUACAAUGUAUAUAUGGUAUUCCUGUUUGUCCACUUCCAUGUAAACCUUUUAACAAGAUUAUUAUAAGAAAUUAUAAUAACUUAUUUAAAAAUCAUUACAGGGGUAUUAAUAAUAUGGAAAAUGAUGUUAUUUUGAACUCUGAAUUAGCAAUACGACUACCUUGCCCAAUUUUAUUGUUAUCUUGCAAUGUAUUUUCAUCUUUAUUAAGUUGCACUUCAUUAACUGACAAACAAUAUUCAUAUGCAAGGAGAUCAUUCUAUGAUUCCAUUAUAGGUGCAAUUCAAUCAUUAGUAUUCCCUAAAGAGAAUAUUAAGAGGAGUGAUAAGGAGGUAAUAAUGGAUUUAAAGUCGAUGAAUGAUAAUAUACCUUUAAUAUUAAGACAUUUAAGUUUACCAUUUAUAUAUCCAUCUUAUAUGGAAUUACUUCACUAUUAUUUUGAAUUAUAUUCAACUAGAAAAUAUGAGACUGAAAAUAGCCAUAAAUACGCUCUUUCUAUAUCAAACUUAAAGCGAUUACUUGAUACAUAUAUUUGCGAUCCAUUUGAUACUUCAUAUAUAUCCGAGUAUUUGGAUGAAGGAAAUACUAGUGAGGUAUAUUAUAAAGCAGAUUUUAAAAAAAAGGACAUAUUAGAGUUUACUCCAAUUUCUAUACUUCAAUGGGAUUACUUGGAAAAAAAAGUAGACUUGAUUCCUAUUAAACAUUUUUCAUACAGUUCCAAAGUUUUUUUUGCAAAAAAAUUUGAUGAAUUAUUUGCUUAUAGUGAAGAUAAUUCCCAGGAAUUAUUCAAAAGUAGCUUAUCUGAAGUAGUUAAUUCUGUACUAUCCAGAGUUGAGAAGUGUGUAUAUAUUCCAUUUAAAUCGAUAGCUUCUAGCUUUGAAUCUGCUAUUCCAUUGAUAUACUCAAACAGAGAUUCUACGUUAUGGUACCCUGGUAGAUUCGGCAUUACUUCCCAUACAGUAAAUAGUGGCUCAUCUUUGCCUUCAAAUAAGGAGGUAGUACUUGAAGCACUCGAUAAUUUGAAAUUGGUUAGCUACAGUUUAAGUGUUAGACCAGACAUAAAAAUAGGCAAUUUGACUUCAGCUUCAAAUUCCAUAAAGAUAAUUUUAUGCGAAUUAGAUGAUAUAAAUGCUUCGUAUUCACUACAUUUAGCACUAGGCUUUUGUUAUGAUGGUCAAUAUUCAUAUUAUUACCCUAAUUCCUUUGAAAGAUUAUUUAUACAAGCUACAUCUUUGUUGAAUAUGGAAUUGGAAUGGUGGAAUCUCCAAACAAAAUUCAGUAAGCUUAACCCUACCAAUAAGAGCUCAGAAUUUAUUUGCAACUUUGGUAACAAAGUGAAAUAUUUUCAUUUUGAUAUUGAUUCAAAGGUUGUUGAAAAUUAUGAUUUUUGUUCAAAAAGGAAAAGUAAAGAAAAUCCAGAAUUUACAAUGGAGCAGAACAAUUUAGAUCAUUAUUUAAGUAUUACUGAUAACAUCUAUUCCAUUAGUUUUGAUUUAAUUUGCAUGAAUAUGAUAAAGUUAAAAGCAUUAUAUCCUACAUUAUGUUUAAGAAUACACUUAAUACGCUGUUUAAUAAGAAGAAGGUAUUCUAGUUUAAAUACCAAACUUACUUGGUACUCUCAUUCACCAUCUAUUAUACCAAUGAAUGAUACAACAUGUUUUGACAAACUUGAAACCUUUAUUUAUCAUGUCCUAUGGAAAGUUAUGGAAAUGCACAAACAUUUCAUUUUAAUAUAUUUGCCAAAUAUUUCCCGAGUAUCUAACUGGUUUGACUAUAACAAUGGAGUAUCUCCGAAAAUACAAAAUUGCUUCUGGUUUAUUCCUUAUAUUCAUGCAAAGCUUAAAUGGAAGCUUUUGAAGCUGAGUAUUAUCAGAUACAUUACAAAUAAUCAAAGGCAAAGUGAUUUACAGCAAUUUUUCAAAGUGCUUAUUGACGGAUUUAGAAGCCUGUAUGUUUAUAUAACUGAAGCCUUAUUGAUUACCUUUUUCCAACUAUCUGGAGAUCCUAAUGCUGGAGAAUUCUCAAAGAAACUACUAGAAAACUGUAUUUAUUGUUCCCAUUUUGAAAUUAGCAAAGCAGUAAAUGACAUGUAUGAGAAAUAUCGCUCAAAAUUACUAGAACGCGUACUAAGUAAUUUAAAUUCUCAGAAUUCUUCAUCUUGCACUCCACAAGUUCAUAAUUUUUUGAGGAUAUUUUAUCUCCUACAGUCUGUACAACAUUUUGUGUACUUGACUAGGAAAUGCAGUAUAUUUGAAAAUGAAUGUUUCUUGAUACAUUUAGAACAGUUGUCAGACUUUUAUUCAAUUUUGAAGAAUGAAAUUAGCUUAAAAGAUGCAAAAAAGGAUAUAUUUUCUGACUUCUCAAACGCGCUUUGCGAUGAUAUCAGUGAUAUAACCCCUGCAUUACCAUCACAUAAGAGAGCAAAGCCAACACCAAGUACAUCUUCACUAAGCCAUAUUGGGUACUCAUACCAUUCAUUAUUGCACUUCAUAAUAUCUGGUUAUAGUAGUGAAGAUUGUCAUUCAUACUUUCAAAAAGUAUUUAUGCAUGGUCGGCGCAUAUUGAACAUUUGGAAGAUUGAUAAUGCAAAAUUAUGUUUAGACCACUACACUGGUUUAUACUAUAGAAGAAAUCGCAAGUAUUUGAGUAGUAAAUUUAAAUAUUUAACAAUACCCGUAAUUUUAUCAGAGAUUUCAGUUGGAAAUUUAAUAAAUAACAUUAGAGAAUAUAAAAGCAUAAGAUAUAACUCAGAGUACUUUCUACUUAAUACAAAUACUUCUCAAAAUUAUUCAUUCGUUGCACUUCAUAAGUUAUUAAACCCAGAAGUUUUGGAUAUAUUUUUAUAUGAAGUAAAUAACAGAAAUUUAUAUCAAGUGACUUCAAACAAUAUGUCCCUACUUUCAAAUGAAUAUAAUAAAGAUCAGCACUUUUUGCAGCAAGUAGUCUACACACAUUUGGAAAAUAUUAAUUCAUCACUUGAUAUUCUUUGUGAUCUAAUUAUACAUGAAGUAAAGCUUAUUAAACAACUAGAAGUAUCAGGAACUUACGAAUAUUCUUUUUCUAAAACUGACUAUUUGCAAAACUUUAUUAGUAACAUACGCAAGGAGAAUGAACAUAAUUUAUCAAAUUUAAUUCUAAAUAAAAGUAUUUAUAUGUCUCAGUGGUCAGAUAACACUGAAAUUGGACAACUAAAUUUAUCAUGUAGACUUGUAUGUAUAUACUUUGAUACAAUUACCAAGAUGUGUCAAGCCCUAAUUGAUCUAAAUUUAGAUCUUGAUGGUCGUACAAUUCUAAAAAUAUACGGUAUUAUGGAAGUAUUUUACAAAAAUAAAGUGGGAGACAUUGAAAACAAUAUCACAAAUACAAAUUUGUCACUCGAAAAUUCAUCAUAUUUUGUUACUAGUUCUUCAGUGAAUUCACUAUCAAAUUCAAUGACAAGAAUACUAGAGAAAUUGUGUGGGAAUAUUGUUAGUUUAAUAAUACCUUCUUGUAUAAAUUCUACUUUACAAAAAUAUCAAAAAUUACUAGAGAAUUGUUUUUAUGAAAUGUUUUGCAGAUCAUUUGUUGGUAAUAGAACAAGUACUAACCCAAAUAAAGAUGUGAUUGGUCAUGAUAUAAUUUCAAUAAUUUAUACUCUAAGAGAAUACCUUGGAAUUACAAAUGCUAAGAAGAAUACUAAAAGACAGAGACAGACUCAAGCAAAAGAAUAUACGACAAAUAGUGUAGGAGAAGAUAUUAUGAAGACUCAAAAAAUUUCAGAAAAUAUUGUCUACUCACCAGUUUCUUUAUUUAAUGAUGAAGAAAUCAUUUAUUCUAAAAAGGGUUGUGUUAUUAGGUAA
This is a messenger RNA of Cryptosporidium muris RN66, 7536 nucleotides long. RefSeq lists its product as uncharacterized. Lineage: Eukaryota; Apicomplexa; Conoidasida; Eucoccidiorida; Cryptosporidiidae. The record is from RefSeq and is a predicted model, not a curated record. The transcript has a single exon. The coding region runs from base 1 to 7536 and encodes 2511 amino acids.